GACCCAGGCCGCCCUGGGGCCAGGUAAUGAGGGCAGAUAGGUAUGGUGGGGAAACAGCUUGUAGGAACAGUUGGCAGUUCCUUUCUGCGUGGGGCUCUCACUUGCUGGUAGUAAAGGGUAAAGGGGGUCAAAUAAUAUGGUGAUGAAAGAUGAUUUGACUUUGGGCGGUGAGCAGACAAUACAAUAUGAAGAUCAUGUAUUAUAGAAAUGUACACUUGAAACCUAGAUAAUCUUACUAGCCAAUGUCAUCCCCAUAAACUUCAUAAAAGUAAACAAAGAUAGUAUCAGUCCUACAUGUACAUGACCCAGGAUGGCCUGCACUGUGGAACCGUUGGCAAAGAAUAUCUUUAAAGGAGUUUUAGUAGCUGAAUUUGUAGGUAUUUUGGGAGUAUAUAUCUUGUUUAAUAAGAUGAACAUAAGCCAAGAUUUCAGACAAACAAUGAGCAAGAAAUCUCCCUUCAUCUUGGAAGUUCAUUACCAGUCUAUUCGGACCUCUGGACUGUAUGGGAUCAGAGAGCAAGAUCAGGAAAAAUACUUGAAGAGUAAAAGUUAGGAAUAUGGCCACCAAUCAAGGUUUACCCUAUUACAUGGUAUUGGGCAAGAUUAAAAUGCCUAAGUGGACAUGGGUGGGUUUUGGAAUAUUUAAGGCAAAAUGUAAAUUCUAAUUAAGCCAGACGUUUUACUCUUUGAAUUAACUGUGAAGAAAUUGGUGGAAGGUAUGCUUAUUAAGUUAUA
Molecule: messenger RNA, 735 nt
Organism: Phyllostomus discolor (pale spear-nosed bat)
Lineage: Eukaryota; Metazoa; Chordata; Mammalia; Chiroptera; Phyllostomidae
Product: protein CEBPZOS-like
Exons: 2
Coding region: 311-553 (80 amino acids)
Source: RefSeq, a predicted model, not a curated record